AUUGAAGCUAGGCUCACUGUUUGAAGGUGGUUGAGACGUCAGUUUUACUCUUGAUAUGCAGUCAAAUAUCGAGCGUUCUGAAACUGGAGGGCGAGUGAGCUAUACCAGAGCUGAAAUUUUAGCUCUUUAUGACUGCGGGAAGUCUAUUCCUCUACAAGAUGAUGUGAUUAAAAAAUCUCAAACUGGGACCCGUGCAUCUCGAUCUAAACCCCAAAGAAAAAAGACUAGUUAUUCACAGUCAAGCGAUGGAGACGCCCAAAAAACUCAUGGUAGUAGUGGUGAGGAUCUAACUACUCAGGAAGUUGAUCCUAAUACCCAUGGCUGGCAUCGUAUGAACCGUUACGCCGGGCAUGCACAAUCGGGUAGUUCUUCACACCAUCCUCAUCAGAGAUAUCCAAGUGGACCAACUGGGGACGUCGAUCCUUCAAUUCCCGUUUCCCAAGCAAAUGGUCCCUUGCGUCCCACUAAUGAAACAAAAAGAGGAGGGCAUGGUGAUUGGUCCCGAGGAUGUGCUGGUUGGCGUCAACGUUCUUACAGUGGUAGUGAGCAAUCUGAUGUCUUCUAUUAUAACCACUCCAAUCACCGAGGUCGUGGUAAUGGGCAUCCAUCCAAUGAAGUUGAUGGAAAUACGGGACGUGGACGUGGUCGAGGGCGUGGUUCAGGUCGUCAAGGUUUGACACAUCGAGAACCUGUUGGUGGUCAGUCACAAACUUCAGGCAGUAAUGCUUGUCGACCUGCCAGUUGCUUAGUUGAUACUCCAGGAGGGCAAUUAGUUCAACAAACCAAAAAUGGGAGGAUUUACUCCAAAUCGUUUUGUAGUGACCCACCUCCUGGUUUCGACUUACCAAUUCAUGAUAAGCCUACUAGUGAGUCAUCAUCUUCAAUAACUUGUCAAAAAGAAGACGUUUUUAUUGAUAAUAAUGAUUCAAUGCCUAUUCAUCAUUGUCAUCUUGUGGAUGAUGAUUCUUCAAAGAGUUCUACACAAAUGAAUCCUAAACAAUCUAAUAUACAUCCUUGUAAUUGGUAUUAUAUUGAUCUAUUUACAUGUACUCAAGGUCCAUUUACAAAUCAACAAAUGAGUACAUGGCUUGCUGGUGGUUAUUUACCAUUAGCUUUAAAAAUACGUCGUGAUUGUGAUGAAUGUUUUCUUAGUUUAGCUGAUCAUAUGAAUUUAGCUGGACGUAUUCCAUUUUGGACUGGCUACAAUCAACCACCUAUUACACAUGCAAAUUUAUCAUCACUUUCUGUAUUAAACAAUAAUAAUAGUAGUAAUCAGGUAUUAACUCACUCAACUAUUAUCACCAACCAAAUAUCUUCCUCAACUCCACCAGGUAUUACAAAUCGUAAAACAGAUUGCGUAACUUCACUUCAACAAUCCACAAUACCAACAUUUGAUGAAGAUACAACUCAGCUUCAAAACAAAGGAGACAUUAGUGUUUCUGAUAGUGAUAAAACUCAGUUAACAAUCAAUGAUGAUUCAAUAUCAUUGAAUAUGUCAACAUUAUCAUCAAACACUAUAUCAUCUCCUGUAACUAAUUAUUCAGAAUUACAAACAAUCAAUAAUUCAUCUUUAUUUACUGAAAUCCAUGAUAAAACAUUAUUAGAUUUAUAUAAUGAAGCUAAAACUAUUGCAUUACAUACAUCUAAAAUUGAAACAGAACGUUUAUUAUUAGCAAAUAAAUUAGCUGAAAUUAAUAGUACUACAGCUAAAUUAUUAUCCAAUUUACGUCCAACUCAAUUAAGUUCUACAUUAACUGAAUCAUUAAUUCGAACAACAAAUGCUGUACAAACUGAAUUAGCACGUAUAUUAGAACCAUGCAUUAGUGAUAAUAAUAAUAAUAAUAAUAUUUCUAAUCAAAUUAAUAAUAAAAAUACUAUUCUUACUACUACCUUCUCUAAUACUAUUGACGAUGGUCAUCCCGAUAAUGGUGAUGAUGAUGCUAAUAAUAAUAAUAAUAUCAAAAUUGAUAAUGACGUUAGUUCACCCAUUCUCAAUGAUUAUGUUGUUUCAUCGACAAAAUUUUCAACAUUAUCAUCUUUAGGAAUAGAACUUACUGAAUCAUUAUCUACUCUAACAAUACUUGAUAAUAUUCAUCAUAAUGAAAUUCAUUCAACGAAUGAUAAACAAAUUUCUAUAGAUAGAAAAUUAAAUACAAAUGAUGUAGAUAUUGAUAAUGAACUUCCCUUAAAUUCAACAAUGAACAAUCAUAUUAGUCAGCAUACGAAUAAUGAUGCAUAUGUUAGUAACAACAAUGUUGUUGUUGAUGAUGACGAUGAUGAUGAUAAUGAUAAAAAGUAUCAACAACUUGAAUCAAUAGAAAAACUCAUUCCUGAACGUGAAAUUACCGUACCAUUGACUUCAAAUAAUAAUAAUCAUGAACAAGAAACAUCAACAACUACGAAGAAAUCUAAACGUAAAAAUAAGAAAGCUAAUAAAAAAAUAACACCAGAAGAAGUACGUCGAUUAGCUUGGGAGUCAGAAUUCAAUCGUCGUAAAGCUGCCGCAUUAGAACAAUCAUUAGCUGAAGAAGCAAGAUUAAAGAAAUUGGCCGAAGAAGAGGCAAUUGCUUUAGCUGCUGAAAAAGCUUUAGCUGUACAAGAGAAAAAUCGCCUUCUUGUUGAACAGCGUAAACGUGAAAUAUCACGUCUGAAAGCAGAUAGUGAAUUGGCUCAGUUAAAGUUGCCUGAAUCCGCACGAUGGGCGGCGGCUGCUACUAGUAAUACAAAUAUCACAAACAGAACUGCUCCAAUAGAUUUACGUUCUAUUCAAGCUUCUCAAGCAGCUGAAGAGGCUAAAAGAAAAUAUCAUGAUGCAUUAAUGUCUGAACAAGUUGCUGUGUUGAUAGCAGCUGAAGCAGCUUCUCCAUCAACAAAAACUCCACUUUCAUGGUCUCAAAUCGCUAAAUCGGAUACGACAUCUUUAACACCUAUAAAUCCAUGUAUAUCAAAGAAUGAUAAAACAGCUGAACGUUCUAAAUGUACUGUUGCUAUAUCAUCUAGUAGUAAUAAUAAUGGUCCAAUACAGAAAUCCAUUAGUUAUUCAUCGAAUAGUAAUAAUACUUCAUCUUUAACACAAUUAGAUUAUUUAAAAACCACUUCAUCAUCAAAAAUAUCCUUAAAUAACAAUAUAAUUUCUGCUGCUACUUCCACAUCUGUCUCAUGUACGCCGAAAGUGAAUAAUACAAUUGUUAAGUCAGUGACUACAACAACAACAACAAAUAUACCUUCAAUAUGGGAUCUACCUGUAACAAAUAAUCUAGAUAAUACUAACAAUACAACUGGGAAAAAAAGCAAUUCAAAAAAGAAGAAAAAAAAUCGUGAAGUUUCUUUAUUUCCUGCUAAAGAAGAACUUGCCCAUUGGUGUGAAUCUCAACUGUCUUCCAUUCCUUUGUCUGGAGUUGAUUUGCCUACUUUAGUGGAUUUAUUAUGUGAACUACAAGCUACAGAUGAAAUACUAGAAUUUAUUGAAAAUUCAUUGGGACGAUCAAAGCGUAUAUCACAAUUCUCCAAGGAUUUUUUACAAAAACGUUCAUUUCUUCAUCAAUAACAAAUGAUAAUUUGUUUACUACUCAAUUCAUUCAAUUUCAUAUACGGAAAGAUAAUUAAUAACAAUCUACAAUUGUUAAUACUGUUUGUUGUUUGUUUUUGUUUCUAUUUAUUUUUAAAUUCUCAUUAUUCUAUUAAUCUAUAAGUCAUUCCCUCCUCUUACUUCUAAUAACAUUCUGUUUUCUUUUAUUAUUGUCUUUUCUUUUACUUGAUGAAAUUUAGAAUAGAAUCACUUCUUAUUAUCGUUCUCACUUCGUCGUCACCGCCGCCGUUGUCGUCGUCGUCACUCACUCACUUGUACUCACUCAUAUACUUACACAUACACACAUAUGUGUGUGCAUCAUUCAUUAUUAUUACUAAUUUUAUUUUUAUUUAUCUAUUUCAUAAAACUUUUAUAUAUAGAAAUUGGUUUCAACUUUUGUUUAUCCAAAUUUUUUUCCUUUUUUGGGGGGUGGGGGUGUAAAAAACACUCGAAUUUUUUCUAUUUAUUUUUUAUUAGAAAAAAAAAUGCAUUUCUUUUCACUUUCUUUGUCUAUUUCAUUCAUAAACAGUAGUAUGUAAUAUCUUCAUGUUUAUGCGUCCACCCCACCCCAUUCUUUCCCUCCCUCCCUAUCUGUCUGUCCUACUAUUUCUAUAUCUAUCCAUUUUAAUGGUUGUAUUUCUUUUUCGCUCUUUUUACAACUCAUAGUUACUCAAUUUAUAUAUAUAAACAUAUGUGUACAUAAGUUUUUUUUUCUAUAAAAAAAUAAUAAGAAUAAUGACAACAAUAAUGAUUCUUUUUUCUUUUAAUAUGUUUGUUCGUUUGUGAAAUAAUUGAACAUAAUUUUAUUAUUGAAU
Schistosoma margrebowiei is the source of this 4383-nucleotide messenger RNA. NCBI's taxonomy places the organism in Eukaryota, Metazoa, Platyhelminthes, Trematoda, Strigeidida, Schistosomatidae. The record is from the annotation of a GenBank genome assembly.